Molecule: messenger RNA, 1466 nt
Organism: Lolium perenne
Lineage: Eukaryota; Viridiplantae; Streptophyta; Magnoliopsida; Poales; Poaceae
Product: GTP-binding protein At2g22870
Molecular function (GO): GTP binding
Source: RefSeq, a predicted model, not a curated record
CCACUCCGCCGAGCUUUUCCGCUCCACUCUGCUCCGUGCGUCCCCAAACAAGCUGCACACUUCUCGCCGCCGCCAAAGCCCAAACCCCUCACCGCCGGCGGCCGGCGGCGGCUAUGCUUCUGUACCAUCGAAUCCUCCCUCGCCUCCUCACCCUCACCCUCACCCUCCCCUCCAGACCCGCCUCACAGCUCCUCCUCCGCCCCUCCCGCUUCCCACCCCGCCGCCCCUUAAUGCCUCGCUCCGCUGCGCUCUGCCAGCUCGCGGACCCCCAAACCGUAGUAGACCACUCCGACGCCGAAGAGCCCGAAGACGACUUCGCUGCCGAAGAGCCCGAAAACCAAUUCGAUGCCGAAGAGCCCCUGGGGGAUGUGCAGGUAAAGCUCCCCCUCGACCGGCUCUUCCUGCCGCCGGGGGCGAAGGUGACCCCGGGGGACGAGGAGGGCGUGACCGCGCGGGUCCUCAAGGGCUCCAACAUCGUGCUCGGCACGUACGCGCGAGGCGACGCGCAGGUGGUUAACGCGGAUUUCGUCAAGAGCAGCGUGCGCCCCGAUGACUGCCCCAAGGAUGGCCGGCCUGAGUUCGCGCUCGUCGGCCGCUCUAACGUCGGCAAGUCGUCGCUGCUCAACUCGCUUGUCCGCCGCAAGAAACUCGCGCUCACCUCCAAGAAGCCUGGCAAGACCCAGUGUAUCAAUCAUUUUAUAAUAAAUGACAGCUGGUACCUUGUUGAUUUGCCUGGUUAUGGAUAUGCUUCAGCACCGCAGGAAGCUCGCAAAGAUUGGGAUGAAUUUACUAGAAAUUACUUCCUCAGCAGGGAUAAUUUGGUGUCAGUUUUUCUCCUUAUAGAUGCAAGUAUUCCUGCUAAGAAGAUUGAUCUUGACUAUGCUAGUUGGCUUGGGCAAAACAAGGUCCCGAUGACACUGGUGUUCACGAAAUGCGACAAACGCAAGAAGAAGAAAAACGGCGGCAAGAGACCAGAAGAAAACGUAGAAGCCUUCCAGAGCCUGAUCCGUGAAUACUUUGAGGCAGCACCUCCCUGGAUAAUGACGAGCAGCGUGACCAACCAAGGCAGAGACGAGAUACUCCUGCACAUGUCUCAGCUCAGGAACUAUUGGCGCAAGCAUUAAGAUGGAAUAACAUAUAUAGGACCGAAGCAACAGCAAAGCUGUUACGCUUUGAUGCAUCGGCGGCACCUUUGCAAUCAGGAUCUUCAUCAACUAAUUUCGCCUUUUGAGCUGUGGAUUGCCCCAAUUGCCCUCGUCCAUGAUUACUCAAUCAGCAAACCGGGACUACAGACAAGCCGCUGAAAUCAACAACCCUGUUUCUUUUUUCUAUGUCUGUAUAACCGUACAAUCUCAACGUUUUGUCCUUGUUACUUUCUGAAUAUAUAUAAGAUUGUGCAAUCUGUAGAUUAAUAAAGAAUUCAUGUGUCAGCUAACCAUCAUUGGGAAUCUAACAUUUCUUGUUUA